This is a messenger RNA of Arabidopsis lyrata subsp. lyrata, 1997 nucleotides long. Its product is annotated as F-box protein At3g62430. The transcript is spliced from 3 exons. The coding region runs from base 422 to 1714 and encodes 430 amino acids. Lineage: Eukaryota; Viridiplantae; Streptophyta; Magnoliopsida; Brassicales; Brassicaceae. The record is from RefSeq and is a predicted model, not a curated record.
AAUUAUAAUCAGAUAGUAAUUUUUUUUUACAGCCAGGAAAAAAGUAAAAUAAAAUUGUUCUGGGUGGAAUAGGCCGUUUUCCCGGGUUUUAUCUGUAGUAUUAGUAUUAUAGGCCCAAGUUCAUUAGCUGAAGUUUCAACUCAUAAUGGGCUUGGUUUUGGGCUUAUAUAUUGGGUUUAGGUUUACAAGAUAGUUAAAAACUCUCUCGACUCUCUUUUUCUCAAUUUAAUCCUCUCUUUCUUCUUCACGAGAGCAGUGUCGUUGCUCUGAUCUUGUAACUGUAACUCCCGCGGAUUUUGCCGUGUAUACUGAAUUUUUCCAGGGUGUUUUGUGAUUCCGCCGAUAUCUAGGAACUCGUACAUCAAAUUUCGUUAAUCGCGUUUCUUUAUCGCGUUUGAGUUCGACUACAAUUCGUGAAAUCAUGAGUGAGAUCGUGAGAGUUCAAGAGAUCAUUUCUAAACUCUGGAACCUAAAGAUAGCCUCCAAGAACUGCCUGAAUCUGGUUACGAUCAUAUCGACUGUUGCUUAUGAUCCUUCGUUUGAAACUAAUGGAAGCUUCAAAGAUUUCGUUUCAAGAUUAUUGGCUCGACGUGACAGUUACCGUAUAAGGAGAUUCUCUUUGAAACUGCGGUCUAUGGAAUUUGACUCAGCUAAGUACAAUCUUGUCAACGAUUGUCUACGCAAUGUGUUGAUACGAGGUGUUUUGGAUCUUGAAUUGGACAUAAAUGUCGAUGAAGAUUAUACACUGCCAUGUGAGGUCUUCACUUGCAAGAAAGUUGUGAAAUUGAAGCUAGGGUCUGCUUUUGUUAUUGAUAAUAUCCCUAAGAACGCUUUGCUUCCAGCUCUUAAGACUCUCUUUCUUGAUAAAGUCCGGUUCAAUGAUAAAAGUGGUGGUUGUGCGUUUGCAAGGCUUGUUUCUGCUUGCCCUGUGCUUGAGGAGUUAUUCAUAUAUAGGAACAACCGUGAAGACUGGGAAUGGUCUCGCAUUGUGUCUAGUCAGAUCCUUAAGAGACUUACUAUUCGGCGUCAAGACUGGGGAGAUCUUGAUGGCUCUAGUUAUGAGUCUAUUAGUUUUGAUACUCCGAGUCUUGAAUACUUUGAAUACUUUGAUGUUCUCCGAGAUGAGUAUCCAGUUGUUAAUCUCAAAUCCCUUGUUGAAGCUAAGCUAGAACUUCCUCUUUUCAUGGUUGGCGAUACCUACGAUGUUAGGAAUCUGAUUAAGGGCUUAAAAAAUGUUCAGAUUCUGAGCUUUGGUGCUCUUGACACCAUGCAGCUGUUUUACAUCUUCAGAGAAGCAGUACCAGUGUUUGAAAACCUGUUUCAUUUAUCACUUACCACUGAAGCAGCUUUCUGUUGGGAUGUUCUGCCAAUUCUGCUUGAGAAAUCUCCAAAUCUAGAGACUCUCACCAUUGGGGCUUUGCAUUAUUCUACUCAAGAAGACACUGUUUGCGAAUGCUUGAAGGGGUAUUCUUUCCUAUCGUCCUGUCAUAUUGAGGUUCUAAGGAUAACCCAGUUCGAGGGAGAUAUUGGAGAGAUGGUGCAAAUAAAGCAUAUCUUGGAGAAAUUGCCGAGUCUUGAGCUGUUGGAAAUUCAUGGUCAGGCAAGAAGAGAUGACGAAAAGCUGCAGAUCAUGUUGGAUCUCCUAAUGCUCGAAAGAGCUUCGUCUGAAUGCAAAGUCCAGGUCAAGUUUCCAGUUUGUUUUGCCUCAGCAUGAACUUCCAUAUCUGAUAAGAGAAACAAAUGUGCUUCCCGUUUGUUGAGAACUGGUUUGUUUAGUGUCUUUCAUAUAUAUAUGCAAUUUCUGAAUACAACAGCUUGACAUUUUUGUCAUCUCUGACUGGUUGUUGUGUCGUUUCUUCGUGCCUAGAACACUUGAGUUUGUAAGAGAGAGGCUAUACCUAUUAGCUACAUUAGGUCUACUAUUACUCAUUUGUUUUGUAUGUUACUACUUACACAGUCAAUUUGACAAUUUGGUAAAUGGAAUAUGAUAUGACUGA